CGCCGAGACGACGUGAUCAGUCGCAACGUGUUCGUCGCGAAGUUUGGUCGCCCGCUGAGACUGUGUGCGUGUGUGCAUGCGUGCGUGUGUGCAGGUGUAGACAACGGUGAUAAUAUAUUAUUUUACUUGGCCGUUCUCGUUAUCCUCUUCGAUAUCAUGCAUUCGCAACGUGUUCAUCGCUACAUUUGGUCGCCCGUGUAGGUUGUGUGUGUGUGUGUGCAGUAUUGCUGGUGAUAAAACGGUGACAUAUUAUUUUAAUUAGUAGUUCCCGCGCGUUAUAACAGCCGCAGACGAGACUGAUCCGUCAUUAGUCGUUUCGUGUUAUAGUUAUCGCGACAGCUUAAAAAAAAUAGAAGAGUUUAAUUUCGUAAAACGCAUAGCGAAUUUUCGCCGUUCACUGCCGUCACACCGCCUCGUAAUAUCCGACAAAAAUGUCAUAGACUUCGUGGAGAAGAUUGAUUGACGGUUGAUCCAGCACACUCGUAUAUACUGUAUAAUAAUAUAUAUCAACAACAAUACCGCAUCGCAUUGACGGAGUGCCCAUAUAGUUAAUAACCUAGUUAAUCUAUACUUCCUAUUGACAUAAAUAUGACGAAUAUUGGACGUAUCCGGACUGUAGUGUUGGGGAGUUCUCGCGUUGGGAAAUCUGCUGUUACGGUUCGAUACCUGACAAAGAGAUACAUCGGAGAAUAUAGUUCAAACACAGACCUGUUGUACAGACACGACGUGACGUUCGAUAGCGUUCUCACAGAAGUGGAAAUACUCGACACAUGCAAAUAUUCGACCACUUGUUUGUACGAUCACAUAAGAUGGGCCGACGCAUUCGUAAUCGUCUACAGCGUGGUGGACCUGUCGAGUUUUAACGAGGCUCAAUACCUUCUGGACGAGUUGAGCAAACACAAGUUGCCGUCGUACUUCGCCACGCUGUUGCUGGGCAACAAGAGGGACUUGGACCAUUCCAGGCUAGUGGCCGUGGACGCGGGACAAGAGCUGUCGCUGCGGUUCGGCUGUCAGUUCUACGAGGUGAGCGCGGCAGAGAACUUCGCGGGCGUGUCGCUGGCAUUCCACUCGCUGUUGCGCGAGACUCGGGCGGUGCAGCUGCUCCGCGGGUUGCCGAUCAGGCGCAAGCUGGGCGUGAACAGCGUGUCCAAGGUGCUGGGCACGAUAUUCGGCAAGAACAGCAGCAAGCGGGACCGGAAGAAGCGGCCGUCGCUGAGCAUAUGACCCGCGUGGGCGUCCGCCGACACGGCCACCGCUGCGGGCGCUCCGAACACGACGCUCACGCUGUGAACACGUACGCGAAGAGAGAAAAAAAUCGAAAAUUGAAAAAAUAUAAAAAAAAAAAAUUAAAAAAUUGGUCUCGAGACCCGCCAACCACGACCCCCUCUCCAACCCCUCCUCCACAUUCAUAUCCUUACCGAUAGGUUUGUUACUACCACCAAAGCAGUCAUCGUCGUCGUCGUCGUCACCGUCAUCCAUCACAUAAGACGGGUAUAAUUAUAAUAAUAUCGCCGCAGUUUGGUACAUCUGCUGCGGCGACUGACGUGUAAAAUAUUAUAUUAAUAUCCCGAUUUAAAUGGCGGCGGUGGCAGGCGUAUAACAUCCGUUUCCGUUACGGAUGAUAAGCGAGGAGAAGCUCAAAAUAAUAAUAAUAUUAUACCGAAGCCGUGCGUCACGAUAAUGCUGCCUAUCGUCGAAUUCGCCAACCCGAGAGAUUGCGAGAAAAAAAUAAAUUCGAAUUUUUUAGGAUAUAGGUCAAACGGGUCGGUCGUCGCUGGACAAAAACGGAUGGUGUAUCAAUAUUAAAGUCGACGGCAAAUUAUAAUAUUACGAUGUGGCUGAUAUAAUUCGUUAUCGGCUGCCGAUGACUCGAUUUUGAGAGAAACAAACCGUGUUUUACCGUCACGAGCCGAUGGCGACAGAGUGUGCAAAAAAACGGAAACGAACGAUUCGCGUUUCUUGUGCGUAAGAAAAAAUUUGCCGCCCCUCCGCAGGACUUUCAGCGACGAAAUAAUCAUACACACCUGUCCGUCGUGUAUGUCGGUUGAGUAACUUGAGUGGACGUUACAAGUCUAGCGAAGAGUCCGUUGAGCUUUCUCGGCGGUGGCCAAGUUUUCGGAGACGAUGACUAAAAGAAGCACAUAAUAUAUCAAUGACUUGCUAUUGUAUACGCCAAGUCCACGACGACUUGGGCAAUGUGAGACGAUGUUGUAUGGAUAUCAUGUUGGCCGGCCGGUCAUGUUUUCGCAGUGGUCCACGACACGGAUGACGAAAAGCUACGACGGGUCGAUACAUUAUUUUCAAGUAUUUUUUAGGUUACUCGAAAGUCGAAAUCCAUCCUCCGCCUCCUCACUCUCACUCACUCUCUCUCUGAUCUCAUGAAUCGAAGCAUUUUCAACGAUUAUUUUUCAUUAACUCGAUGUAUUAUUUUUAUUAUUAUUAUUAUAUUAUUAGGUUAGUUUUACUAAGUACUUGUAUUAAUAUCGUAGCUUUUAUAUAAUGUGUUUAAUUUAAAAAAAAUAUUCUGUAAGUACGACAAUUAUUUAUUAUAUACAUUUUUAACAAUAAAUUAAUCGGCAUAGCAUCGUCGCGAAUCGGUGUAACUCACACUCGUCACGUGAUUAUUUGAUGUUUAAUGAAUAGUCUGCGGAGACAUCAUCGGGUUAGGUAGGGCACCAUGCACGGUACAUAUUCCAUCAUUGAAACAGCAUAAAUUAAAAAUGAAUGUCAAUUUUUUUGUUGUUAUUAAUUUAUAUAUUAUAAUAUAAUCGUACAAGCGGUGUACAUAGAUUAUUACUUAUUAGUAUCUAAUAGUAUCAUAUAUUCGUAUAUAUAUUAUAUUAGAUUUUAGGUUUGUUGUUAAUUAUGUGUUAAGAUCGAUAGCUAAUUCAUAUACAGGUGUGUUGUCAAAUACGCAAGCCAUUACCGAGAUCCGAAUUACGUUGGUGAGAUGUAAAUAUCACGACACUAUCGAUUUGAGUGGAAAUUGAAAUGUGUGCGUGGGUAA
Acyrthosiphon pisum (pea aphid) is the source of this 3007-nucleotide messenger RNA. Its product is annotated as ras-related and estrogen-regulated growth inhibitor. Bases 589 to 1224 code for a protein of 211 amino acids. The transcript is spliced from 6 exons. Gene Ontology annotation, molecular function: GTPase activity; GTP binding. The record is from RefSeq and is a predicted model, not a curated record. NCBI's taxonomy places the organism in Eukaryota, Metazoa, Arthropoda, Insecta, Hemiptera, Aphididae.